AUGUCAAGAGCCGCGACGCCCUCAUUACCGCUGCCAAAUGGCACGCCCGGAUACUCCAAGUCUUCCCGCACCGUGUCGCCGUCCCUCCAACCUCCACAGCCCGCCCAGCGCUCUACACCUCCGUCAAUAACCUCGGGCUACUCUCUCCUCUCCACGCAGGAGACUGCAGAAAAACUCCAGACGUCGGCGACCCACGGUCUCUCCGCAUCCGAUGCCUCGGCGCGCAUACACAUCCACGGCCACAAUGAGCUACCGCACGAAGAACCCGAGCCACUGUGGCUUCGUUUUGUCAAGCAGUUCAAGGAGACUCUUAUCCUGCUGCUCCUAGGAUCAGCAGCUGUAUCUGUCAUAAUCGGCAAUUUCGACGAUGCAGUCAGUAUAACGGCCGCAGUGACGUUCGUGGUGACAGUGGGUUUUGUGCAGGAAUACCGCUCAGAACAGUCCAUAGAGGCGCUGAAGCAAUUAGUCCCGCACUCGGCACACAUCAUUCGCGCGGGGGUAGAGCAAUCCCCAAGCAGACGUACACCAAAUGGUCACGCAAGCGACGGCAUAGAGUUGGACAACCUGAAAGAUACCCCCGCUUCACUGGCAGCAGCGGAGGCAAAGUCUGCGACCAUAUCUGCAACCUUGCUAGUACCAGGAGACCUGGUUCUCUUCCACACCGGCGAUCGCAUACCCGCAGAUGUCCGCAUCACCCACGCAGCAGAUCUCACGAUCGACGAGUCGAACCUCACCGGAGAGAACGAACCUGUGUCGAAAAUUCCAGACGCCAUUGCGCCUCCAUCGGGCAUUCAACGCGCCGGCUCGCCCUUCUACGCUUCAGAAGCUGCAGGAACAGUGGGAGCCGACAUCCGACUCAAUGACCAGAAGAACAUCGCAUUUAUGGGAACACUGGUACGAUCUGGAUACGGGCAGGGAAUUGUCAUCGGCACAGGAGGCAAUACCGAGUUUGGUGCCAUCUCAGCAUCCCUAGGGGAGAUUGAGAGCCCGCGAACACCACUGCAAAUGUCUAUGGAUCGACUUGGAAAAGACCUGAGCUACUUCUCGUUCGGUGUGAUCGGCCUCAUCGGCGUCAUUGGGCUCUUACGGGGCUGGACUGUUCUAGAGAUGUUCCAGAUUGGCGUUUCGCUUGCGGUUGCUGCUAUUCCGGAAGGACUGCCCAUCAUUGUCACAGUCACGCUGGCGUUAGGUGUGCUUAAGAUGUCCAAGCGGGAUGCCAUUGUGCGGCGACUUCCGAGCGUGGAAACGCUGGCCACGGUCAACGUCGUCUGCACGGACAAGACUGGUACUUUGACGACUAAUCACAUGACUGUUGCAAAGCUCUGGCACUUUGGCGAGGAAGCGCCAAUCGAUGUCAAGAAGAAGCACGAAACUUCCGACCUCAAUUCUCCUACUCGAAACAUCCUGCGUAUUGGAAACAUCGUCAACAAUGGCAGGUUAUUGAGCGAUCAGGCUGCAUCUGCAUCCACGGCAGCAGUUCUCUCAUCGACGUCUGGCGACGAUGCCUCAUUGGUUAGAAGUCGGUGGGCAGGCCAGCCGACGGACGUUGCUCUUCUAGAUCUUCUGGAUGCAUUCGGUGAGGACGAUGUGCGAGAGAGACUUGGCGAGCGCAAAUUUGAGACGCCCUUCAGCUCAGAGAGGAAAUGGAUGGGUGUUGUCAUCAACGGCAGUCUGGGUACAGGUUUGACAUCAGGCGCCGACGUUGCUUACAUCAAAGGAGCUUUAGAGAGAGUUUUGGAUCGCUGCGACACCUAUGUUACUGCUGAUGGGAAAGAAGUGGUCCUGGAUCAAGCGCGGAAGCAAGAAGCGUUGAAUGCAGCAGAGGCUAUGGCCCAAGAAGGCCUGCGAGUGCUUGGCUUUGCAAGCGGAGAUGACGAACAAUAUCGUGGUCUCGUGUUUGCGGGCCUAGUCGGUAUGAGCGAUCCCCCGAGAAAAGGCGUGGCAAAGGCUAUUCGGCGUCUCAUGGCCGGCAAGGUCAAAGUGAUUAUGAUCACAGGAGAUGCGGAAACCACAGCUGUCGCUAUUGGCAAGAGUCUUGGUAUGCCAAUCAUAGCAAACUCAGCCCUUGGACGCUCGGUAAUCUGCGGCGACGAGCUCGACCACAUGAGCGACGAAGAACUCGCUCAAGCUAUCGCAACAACAUCAAUUUUCGCACGCACAAGCCCUGAACACAAACUGAAGAUCAUACGAGCACUCCAGUCUCGAGGGGACGUCGUUGCGAUGACUGGCGACGGAGUCAACGAUGCGCCAGCCUUGAAGAAGGCUGACAUUGGUAUCUCCAUGGGCCUGUUAGGAACCGACGUAGCCAAGGAGGCUGCCGACAUGAUCUUGACCGACGACAACUUCGCAACCAUUCUGAACGCUAUCGAAGAAGGCAAAGGCAUCUUCUACAACAUCCAAAACUUCCUCACUUUCCAGCUCAGUACCAGUGCGGCCGCAUUAAGCUUGGUUUUAGUCAGUACUGCCUUGGGCUUCAAGUCUCCGCUCAAUGCCAUGCAAAUUCUAUGGAUCAACAUUAUCAUGGAUGGUCCGCCAGCGCAGUCCCUCGGUGUCGAACGCGUCGACCCAGCCGUAAUGGCCCUACCGCCUCGCUCUCGACACGCCCGUGUCCUGACCCGUCCACUAAUCCAACGAGUUCUGCAAUCCGCCACUAUCAUCAUGCUCGGAACCAUGAUCACAUACUACCGCGAAAUGUCCAUUGACGGAGAAGUCACCGAGCGCGACACCACGAUGACAUUCACCUGCUUCGUCCUCUUCGACAUGUUCAACGCACUCACAUGUCGCUCCAACACCAAGUCCUUCCUAUCAGGCGAGAUUGGUGUUUUCGAUAACAAAUUCUUCAACUACGCUGUUGGCGGGAGUCUUAUAGGCCAGCUGUUAGUCAUCUACUUCCCACCAUUACAGCACGUGUUCCAGACAGAGGCACUGGGCUUGCUCGACAUUUGCCACCUUCUCGCAGUGGCAAGUUGCGUGUUUUGGGUAGAUGAGGGGCGAAAGUUCUACUUACGGUGGAAAAGCAGAAGGGGGUAUGGAGGUGGUUAUAGCACCGUUGUAUAA
Messenger RNA from Parastagonospora nodorum SN15, 3057 nucleotides. RefSeq lists its product as hypothetical. Gene Ontology annotation, biological process: intracellular calcium ion homeostasis; manganese ion transport; calcium ion transmembrane transport. Bases 1 to 3057 code for a protein of 1018 amino acids. Gene Ontology annotation, molecular function: ATP binding; P-type calcium transporter activity; ATP hydrolysis activity. The transcript has 5 exons. Gene Ontology annotation, cellular component: endoplasmic reticulum; Golgi membrane; plasma membrane. Lineage: Eukaryota; Fungi; Ascomycota; Dothideomycetes; Pleosporales; Phaeosphaeriaceae. The record is from RefSeq and is a predicted model, not a curated record.